AUGGCUACACGACCACACCAGAUCUUUCCGCGCGAGGCAAUCCAAAGUUGUCUUCCUGAACUUCUUCUGGCCUCCAACAGGACCGAAUCCUCCGCAAUGCAUAGGAUUACCUAUGUUGGCCCUCUACAUCAAUGGUUGAAUUUCGAGGCAAAAGGCUUCAUCCACCCCACUGUCGUUCCGCACGACCACGCCCUAGACCACCCGGCUUACCGAACGCCAAUGAUCACAAUCACCUCCAAAAAAGCUCACUCAAACGUGAAGAUUGUCCCUACCACCCAGCCAGCUGACGGUGACGCUGCCUGGCGCUUAACUUCGUUUGGUGUCGACGAGACGGGAGGAGGUGUCGUAGCCGAUGAAACGGGCCUUCAGGGACGGUUCGAACAGGCUUUGGGCCAAGUCCUUGGAGGGAUCUUCAGGGCGGAGGGAGUGAAUAUGCUCUCUGCCAACUUCAAGUCGGCUGGUACUAGCUACAACAAGAGCCCAGAUAUACGAGUUGCCUUUCACGAUACUAAGAUGUUCCGUCGCUAA
Penicillium samsonianum is the source of this 528-nucleotide messenger RNA. RefSeq lists its product as uncharacterized. Lineage: Eukaryota; Fungi; Ascomycota; Eurotiomycetes; Eurotiales; Aspergillaceae. The coding region runs from base 1 to 528 and encodes 175 amino acids. The record is from RefSeq and is a predicted model, not a curated record. The transcript is spliced from 5 exons.